AUGCUGUGCCGUCUCCCGGCCAGCCUAGGCACAGGACACUGCUGUGUCACACGUGGGCCACCGCCCGCGUGUAUGCUUUGCCUCACCUUGGCUAAAGCUCGGUGCGGGCAGGUCCCUCCCCUUGCCUGGCACGGCUGUCGGAGGAGGAGACAGGCACCGGCCGCCCUCCUCCAGGAACAGCAGCUGAGCCCGCCCGAGCCCAGCGGGCCCCCGACGCCGCAGCCCACCCGGGCCACCAGCCACCUGCCCAGCAUCCCAGGCUCCCACGGGCACAGGCAGAUCCCGUGGCUGCCCAUGGACCUCCUGGUGCUUGCUCUCCUCCUGGUGGGGGGACUGGAGGCAGGGGGCUGGCAGGAGCCUGACCUGAGCCACGGCUGCGCCCGUGGCAGCUGCUACCCGGCCACCGGGAACCUGCUGGUGGGGCGAGCCACCCGCCUGAGUGCCACCUCYACCUGCGGACUGGAUGGGCCCCAGGAGUACUGCAUUGUCAGCCACCUCCAGGACUCAGAGAAAUGCUUCACAUGUGACUCACGUGACCCMUCCCUGCCUGAGAGCCACCGCAUUGAGAAUGUCAUCUACCUGAGCAGCCCYCAUGACCAACGGACCUGGUGGCAGUCAGAGAAUGGUGUGGAGCAUGUUAGCAUCCGCCUGGACCUGGAGGGCGAGUUCCACUUCACYCACCUCAUCAUGAAGUUUAAAACCUUUCGCCCCGCGGCCAUGCUGGUGGAACGUUCAGCUGACUUCGGGCGCACCUGGAAGGUGUAUCGCUACUUUGCCUACAACUGCUCCAAGCUCUUCCCUGGAAUCCCCAACCAGCCCUCGGGGCUUGUGGAUGAGGUGCUGUGCGACCAACGCUACUCCGAAAUCGAGCCCUCCAGCCAUGGGGAGGUCAUCUUCAAGGUGCUCGACCCCUCCAUCCCCGUGGCAGAUCCCUACAGACCAGAAAUACAGGAUCUGCUGCGUGUCACCAACCUGCGKGUGAACCUCACCAAGCUGCACACGCUGGGGGACAACCUGCUGGACUCGCGGCGGGAGGUGCUGCACAAGUACUACUAUGCUGUGGAUGAACUGGUUCUGCGUGGGAGCUGCUUCUGCCACGGCCACGCCGCCCACUGUGCCCCAGCACCGGGCGCCCCAACACCCUCUGUCCCCGGCAUGAUCCACGGGCGCUGUGUCUGUGAGCACCACACGCAGGGGCUGAACUGUGAGCGCUGUGAGGAUUUCUACCAAGACCUGCCCUGGCGCCCGGCCGAGGGCUCCAGCACCAACGCCUGUCGCCGCUGUGAUUGCAAUGAGCACUCGCGGCGGUGCCACUUUGACAUGGCCGUGUUCCUGGCCACYGGGAACACCAGUGGGGGUGUGUGUGAUGACUGCCAGCACAACACCAUGGGUCGCCACUGCCACCUCUGCAAGCCCUUCUACUAUCGGCACCCUCGAUCUGACAUCCGCUCCCCRACUGCCUGUGCCCCRUGUGAUUGUGACCCGGCAGGCUCGCUGGAUGGGGGUGCCUGCGAYGGGCACACGGAYGUGGCGCUGGGCAUGAUUGCRGGGCAGUGCCGCUGCAAGGAGAACGUGGCUGGUCCCCGCUGUGACCGCUGCCAGCAUGGUGCCUACGGCCUCAGCCAUGGCGACCCACAGGGCUGCCAGCCGUGCAGGUGUGACCCGCGGGGCACAGUGGCGGGCAGCUCCCCGUGUGACCCCAUCAGUGGGGACUGCUACUGCAAACGCUUCGUGGCUGGGCGCUCCUGCAGCCAGUGCGUGCCCGAGUUCUGGGGUCUGAGCUACGACCUGGGGGGCUGCCGGCCCUGCGCCUGCGACUUCGGGGGAGCCUACAACAAUCGGUGCUCUAUGGAGGAUGGUGCAUGUUCCUGCCGUCCCCACAUCAUGGGGCGGCAGUGUGACCAGGUACAACCCGGCUUCUUCUGUGCCCCYCUCGACUACUACACCUAUGAGGCCGAGCAGGCCACCGGCCAUGGCCCCAGCCACCCCCAGCUUCCGGGUGCCAUUCGUGCAGAGGUGCCCCAGGACUGUCUGGAGUAUGACACCAGGGAGCCGGGGGGGCGGAAGGGACGCUCACAGCAUCAGCGCAGCCCCCCUCGUGCCCCCCAGCCCCGUGUCCCCUCGCGCCGCAGCCGCCAGCAGCCCCCCAAGCUGGAUGUGGAGGAGGUGGUGCGGGACAGUGCUGGGCGCAUGGUGACGUGGACAGGCUCGGGGUUCGCCCGGGUGCGGGACGGGGCUGGCCUGACCUUCCGUGUGGACAACGUGCCCUACCCCAUGGACUAUGAGCUGCUGCUGCGCUACGAGCCCGAGUCAGCUGAGGACUGGGAGGCCGUGGUCAGUGUCAGCUCCCGGGUGCUGCCCACCAGCUCUCGCUGUGGGAACCUGCUGCCCUCUGARCAGAUGUACCGUGAGAAUCUGCCCCAUAGCCAGAGGUAUGUGCUGCUGUCCCGGCCCUUCUGCUUUGAGCCCAGCACCCCUUACGAGGUGACCAUGCGGCUUCAGCGGGCCGGUGUCACCCAGCGCCACCCCGGUGCCUUCAUCCUCAUCGACUCGUUAGUGCUCCUGCCGCGGGUGUCGGAGCUGCCGGGCUUCCACGGGGCAGAGGCAGCAGCGCGCCAGGARGAGAUGGAGCGGUACCAGUGCCUGGAGGUGUUUCGCAUGCCCCCGCCUCAUCCCCUGGCCCAAGCCUGCGCCCGCCUGGUCUGCAGUGUGUCAGCCCUGAUGCACGGCGGGGCACUGUCGUGCCAGUGCGACCCACAGGGCUCCCGCAGCAGUGAGUGCCAGGUGCAGGGCGGGCAGUGUGACUGCAAGCCCCAYGUCAUCGGCCGACGCUGCGACCGCUGCGCCCCGGGCAGCUACGGCUUYGGGCCCCUGGGAUGCAGUCCUUGCGCCUGCUCCCCGGAGGGCUCAGUGUCCCGGCUGUGUGAUGUGGUGAGUGGGCAGUGUCGGUGCCAGCCUGGUGCCGUGGGCCGGCAGUGUGACCAGUGCCAGCCCGGCCACUGGGGCUUCCCUGCCUGCCGGCCCUGCCAGUGCAACGGGCACGCUGAGAACUGCGACCCCGGGACGGGCACCUGCCUGCACUGCCGCGACCACACGGAUGGACGGCACUGUGAGAGGUGCCAGGAUGGUUACUAUGGGAACCCUGUGCUGGGCUCAGGGCAGCAGUGCCGGCCCUGCCCCUGCCCCGGCUACCCUGGCACACGGCAUUACCACGGGAGCUCCUGCCAUGCUGACGAUGUGACUCACCACAUCGUCUGCCUCUGUGCCCCUGGAUACGCAGGGCCCCGCUGUGACCGCUGCUCCCCUGGUUACUUUGGAGCUCCAGAGGUGGAGGGUGGGGUGUGCCGGCCUUGCCAGUGCAACAACAACAUCGACGCCAGCGACCCGGAGGGCUGCGACCCCCGCACGGGGCAGUGCCUGCGCUGCCUGUACCACACCGCCGGGCCACACUGUGCCCAGUGCCAGCCCGGCUACUACGGCAAUGCCCUGCAGCGCAGCUGCCGGCGCUGCAGCUGUGACCCACGGGGUACASUGGCCUCCCACUGCACCGAUGGCACCUGUGCCUGUGACCAUGGCACAGGAGCCUGCGCCUGCCGGCCCAACGUCGUGGGCAAGAGCUGCGAUCGCUGCGCACCCCACUUCUGGAACCUGGGGGGGCUGCGGGGCUGUGAGCCUUGUGGCUGCCACCCCACACACGCCUUGCACCCUGCCUGCGACACAGUGACCGGGCAGUGCCAGUGCCGGCCUGGCUUCGGGGGCCGUAUCUGUUCUCAGUGCCAGGAGCACCACUGGGGAAACCCUGAGCAGGAGUGCCGAGCCUGUGAAUGUGAGCCGCUGGGUGCUGAGAGUCCACAGUGCGAGCAGGACAAYGGGCAGUGCCGGUGCCGGCUGGGAUUCGGGGGGCUGCGCUGUGACCGCUGCCAGAGGGGCUACCAGGAGCCCUUCCCCCACUGCUCACCCUGCCACCCUUGCUUUGGGCGCUGGGACCUGGCUGUGGGUAGCCUGCAGGAUGGGCUGCGGCGCCUUGGGGCACAGGUGMAGGUGCUGAAGGAGGGGGGAGCCACACUCCCACUCAGCCCCCGUCGCCUGCGGGAGCUGGAGGAGGCUCUGGGGCACGUGGAACUGCUGCUGGGAGAGGGGAGCAACCCCGGUGGUCCCCUCCUCGAUGGACUGCCCAGGCAGCUGGAUGGCACCAGGAUGGAGCUGGACAACUUCUGGAAGCACCUCCAAGAGCUGGAGCAACAUCUAGCCCAGCUGGCGCAGGCAGAUGUGCAGCAYCAUGACCGGCUUGCUGGGCUGAGCCGCCAGCUGGGAGGUCUCAACCGAACCGCCUCCCACCUUCAAACCCUCCUGGGCACCGUGGCGGCAGCCGGAUUCAGCGAGUCCCACCGCAGCAUCCUGGCGGCGGCGGAGGCCUCGCGGCAGGCGGAGCUGGUGGCCAAUGGCACAGCCGCUGAGCUGAGUGGGGCACAGAGGACACGGCAGGAGACCGAGCGGGUGCUGCGACAGCGGGGCAAUGCUUUCCGCCGUGGUGCAGCUGCAGCCCGCAAAUCCUUGCGGGAGGCACGGAAACGGGUGAUGGGACUCARCAUUGCCAGGAUCAAUGAGAAGAUUUGUGGGGCACCCGGAGACCAGACCUGUGAGCUAGCAUCUUGUGGAGGAGCCUUGUGCCGGGACAGUGCGGGGACACGGCGUUGCGGUGGCACGGGGUGCACGGGGGCACUGCCUGUCUCAGCUCGAGCCCUGAGCAGCGCCCGUAAUGCCUCGCAGCAGCUGGAGGUGGCAUUAGGGCAGCURGGUGUUGUGGCUCAAAAGGUAGGGCUAGUUGCCCCAUGGCACUUUCUGGGUUCUCCUUGCAUCCCCUUUGCAUGUCCUGCUUGUGCCCUUUCCGUAACACUUUGCAUGAUCCCCUUCUAUGUCUUCUUUGCUCCCUUUCCAUGUCCCCAAGCAUGUCAGCUCUCUGUAUCUCUCUUAUGCCCCUUCAGAAAUGCCCCUUGUGCCACCUGUGUGUCCCUUUGUGCCACUGCUGUACCCUCUGUCCCCUUGCACCCCCCCCUCGCAUGCUUUUUUGCAGGCCCCCUUCUUGUCCCCUCAUACUCCCUGUUCACCCCAAAUGCCCCCUCCCGGGGCUGCCCUGCACCCCCCGCUCAGCCMUGUGCCCCCCAGAUGCAGGAGGUGCAGGAGCUGGCCCGGGGGGCACGGAGCCGGGCAGAGGAGGCUCUGGGGCGCUCGCAGGCUGCCCGCAGCCGUGCAGAGAAGGCGACGGCCCAGCUGCGGGACUUCAUCCGCCGAAUCAAGGCCUUCCUGGCAGAGGAGGGAGCUGACCCGGGCAGCAUCGAGCUGGUGGCCCGGCAAGUGCUGAACAUCUCCCUGCCCAGCAGCCCCGGACAGAUCCAGGAGCUGCUGCGGGAGAUGCAGGAGAGCAUCGGCCAGCUGGACGGGGUGGAYGCGGUUCUCAACAGCACAGCGGAGGGGCUGGCUGCGGCACAGCAGCUGCUGGCACAGGGACAGGAGGCYAGGCAACGAGCAGAAGGCAUAAGGGACGAGCUGGCGGGGACACAGCAGGCGCUGGAAAUGGCACGGACACAAGCGACRACGGCAGGGAGCACCCUGCAGAGCGCCAGGAAUGCCAUCCGUGGGGCUGAGAACAGAGCCAGRGAGGCGGAGCGCAGGCUGCAGGGGCUGGACAGGAAGGAGUCACAGGUGCAGAGGCGGCUGCGGGAGCUGGCACAGCGCAUAGCCGCCCUGCAGCAGCGUGGCCAAGAUGCUCGCCACAUGGCCCAGCAAGCCAAGGAUGGGGCACAGCGUGCCACCACUACCUCAGGGACACUUAGCCAGGACCUGGCGCAGGUGACACAGCGUUAUGUGGUGCUGAAGAACCAGGUGGGCAUGCUGGACAGGGUGUCUGGUGGAGCCCUGCAACGUGUGUCACAGCUGACAACAGAGGCCCGAGACCUCCUGGAUAAGGCCAGCAACAGCAAGAGGAAGCUGGAAGACCUGGAGCAGCGCUUUGGGGCCAAUGAACGSGCAAUGGCUGCAAAGGUGACACGACUGCAGGCUUUGGAGCAGCAGGUCACCGGGCUGUUGCAGGAGAUCCGGGAGAGAGCCAACGCUUACGCCACCUGCUAGG
Malurus melanocephalus (red-backed fairy wren) is the source of this 6130-nucleotide messenger RNA. RefSeq names its product laminin subunit beta-1-like. Lineage: Eukaryota; Metazoa; Chordata; Aves; Passeriformes; Maluridae. The record is from RefSeq and is a predicted model, not a curated record.